AAAGAACGAGGUCAAUUUCAGUAAGUCAACUCUUUGAAAGAUCAAAAUUCCCUUUUAAAUUUCUCCUUCUUCUUCCGUUUCCUUUCUCUUCCGCUUCAUUUCCAUCACUUUCUCGUUUUCCCCUUCGCAUUUCUCCACCGAAAGAGACGUAGAAAAUCAGGUUUCCAACGACGACAAUGGAGGAACAGCACGCACCCAUCGAAUCCGCUCACAACGAUUCCAACAGUGUCUCUGCUCCGAGCGCCGACCAUGGCUGGCAGAAGGUCACCUACGCAAAAAAACAGAAGAAGAAGACUAAUAACACCACCAACGGCUCCGAUUCCCGCGCCAAUUCCAACAAGCUCGCCGCCAACGGGACGUUAUCCGGCGCCGACAGCGUCUUCCGGUCGCUUGAGCUGCAAUCGGAGGACCGGCGUCGCCGAAUUCUCGAGGCGCGGAGAGCAGUCGAUGAUGCAUUCGACGAAGCGCCGGUCAGAUCGAAGCAACGGUCUCGCGACGACGACGAAGACGAAGAUGACAAUGUGGAGCGUUCCGCGGAGAACGGGAAGGCGGAGGAGGCGAAGAAGGUGAAGCAGAAGAAGCCGAAGAAGCCUAAGGUGACGGUGGCGGAGGCUGCGGCGAAGAUCGACGCUGCUGAUCUGGAGGCUUUUCUCGUUGAUAUAUCGGCAUCCUUCGAGAAGCAGCAGGACAUACAAAUGAUGCGAUUCGCAGAUUAUUUUGGACGUGCUUUUUCUGCUGUGACCGCUUCUCAGUUUCCCUGGGUGAAAUUGUUCAGGGAGUCAACUGUGGCUAAGAUCGCUGAUGUGCCACUUUCUCACAUAUCUGAUGCUGUAUAUAAGACUUCAACAGACUGGAUUAACCAACGUUCUCUUGAGGCACUUAGUUCCUUUCUGCUUUGGUCUUUAGAUAGCAUACUUUCUGACUUCAGUAGCCAGCAAACUGUGGCCAAGGGUUCCAAAAAGGCUGUGCAACAAGUGGCUUCAAAAUCCCAGGUUGCAAUGUUUGUUGUUUUAGCAAUGGUAUUGCGUCGGAAGCCUGAUGCUCUUAUUACUGUAUUGCUCACAUUGAGGGAGAAUACCAAGUAUCAAGGGCAAGAUAAGCUUCUAGUGAUUGUAUGGAUGAUAGCUCAGGCUUCUGUAGGAGAUCUAUCAGUAGGUUUGUAUGCUUGGGCACGAAAUCUCCUACCUAUAGUGAGUGGCAAAAGUGGGAACCCUCAAUCCAGGGAUUUGAUUUUGCAGCUAGUGGAAAAAAUUUUGUCUACCCCAAAAGCACGGCCUGUUUUAGUAAAUAGUGCUGUGAGAAAGGGGGAGCGAUUAAUUCCUCCUUCUGCAUUUGAAAUUUUGGUCCACGCUACUUUUCCUCCAUCUUCAGCUAGAGUAAAGGCUACUGAAAGAUUUGAGGCCAUAUAUCCCACUCUGAAAGAGGUGGCUCUUGGAGGUUCUCCUGGAAGUAAAGCAAUGAAACAAGUUUCUCUGCAGAUAUUCAGUUUUGCUAUCAAAGCAGCUGGAGAAAAUAAACCUGAGCUAUCAAAAGAAGCAGCUGGUAUUUUUAUUUGGUGUUUGGGCCAAAACACUGAAUGCUACAAGCAAUGGGAAAAAGUUUAUCAGGACAACAUUGAAGCAAGUGUUUCAGUUCUGAAGAAGCUUUCUGAUGAUUGGAAGGAGCAAUCAACAAAAUUGUCUCCUCAUGAGCCACUGAGGGAUACCUUAAAGAAUUUUAGGCAAAAGAAUGAGAAAGUAUUGGCCACUGAGGGUGAUGCUGCUCGUCAUGCGCUCUUCAAGGAUGCCGAUAAAUAUUGUAAGAUAAUAUUAGGAAGAGUUUCGCGCAGCCAUGGGUGCACGACUUGUUUAACCUUUACAGUUCUUGCUUUGGCUGUGGGUGCUGUUCUUUUGUCCCCCAAUAUGGAAUCCUUGGAUUUUAAGAAGCUUUCUGUACUUUUCAACUCUCAGUAUUGAGUAGUCUGCAGAAUAUUCCGCACUACUGGCAGUUGGUUACUCCAAUCAGCAAUUUUCUUUUCAGCCCAUCUCAUUCACAAUGGGUACAGUAACUCAAUAGCCUCAAAUAAAGUGCAUAAUGCGGAGGGUGUACACUUAGUUCAGAUGACAGAGAAUAGUUGAGGCCAACACUGCUUCGAGGUUUACUUUAGUUUGACCAUUUUAUUAUUUAUUUGAUGCUCUAUGUUAAGUUAGUUAUCUUAUGCCAUUACAUUAACCGUGCUGGCAAAAAGCCAAUGAGGUGACUACAUAUGUAUUCUGAAGUUAAUCGAGUUUAAUCAAAGGAAUUUUGGAGAUAAACUGCGAAAACUUUCUGUAGAUUUGGCUAUGUUAUCAUGGCAUGUGCCCUUUUCUUGUC
This is a messenger RNA of Abrus precatorius (Indian licorice), 2352 nucleotides long. RefSeq lists its product as uncharacterized. The record is from RefSeq and is a predicted model, not a curated record. Lineage: Eukaryota; Viridiplantae; Streptophyta; Magnoliopsida; Fabales; Fabaceae. Gene Ontology annotation, cellular component: endoplasmic reticulum; Golgi apparatus. The coding region runs from base 177 to 1955 and encodes 592 amino acids. The transcript has 10 exons.